Ceutorhynchus assimilis (cabbage seed weevil) is the source of this 636-nucleotide messenger RNA. NCBI's taxonomy places the organism in Eukaryota, Metazoa, Arthropoda, Insecta, Coleoptera, Curculionidae. The record is from the annotation of a GenBank genome assembly.
AUGCUAGAGGAAGAUUCAGGCCCUUCGGAAUUAGGCACCUUGGAAUUCUGGAACGCCCAAUACUCGAAAGAAGUGGAAAACUUUUCGCGACACGGAGACCAAGGAGAAAUUUGGUUCGGAGAAGACAUAGUGGACAGAGUAAUAACGUGGAUGACCUCAAAUGUCGAUACCACAGCUAGUAUUGUCGAUAUCGGUUGCGGCAAUGGACACAUUUUAGCUGAACUAGCUCGGCUUGACUAUAAAAAACUUACCGGCUUGGAUUAUUCAGAGCCAGCUAUAAAACUAGCCAAAGCAAUAGCUGAAAAGGAUGGACUUGAGAUACAUUAUGAGGUUAGUGAUGUUUUGGAAGGCUUACCAAAUAAAUAUGAUGUAAUUCAUGAUAAAGGUACCUAUGAUGCUGUUUGCCUGAGUGAAAACAAACUAGAAGCUCGAGCAAAAUACUUAAUGAGUAUUGAAAAGGCAUUAAAUGAUAAUGGCUAUUUUAUAGUAACCACUUGCAAUUGGACCACAGAUGAAAUAUCAGAUCACUGUAAAAACUAUUUUGAAUUAUUUAAAACAAUUCCAACACCCCAGUUUAAAUUUGGAGGAAAAAUUGGACAUGUUGUAUCAAUUUGUGUAUUCAAGAAAAAAAAGUGA